UGGAAAAUACAAGUAUAUAUUAAGGGCAGAUGUAAUAUAUUGUUACAGUGAGCUUAUCUGUUUUCUGGGCUUGAGCCUGUGCAUAGCUGGCGAUUUUAAAGGAUGCGGUUAAAGCGCGGGCAGCGGAAAAUUACGGAGACGAGACGCGGGAAAUCAGCUACGCAGGCUAGAAUAAUUCAUGCAAUGUGCGUAUUGCAUAAGGUACCUGCCGCUUUAAUAAAUCGAUGACAAAUUAGAAGGUAAUCUUGCAAAUGGACCAAAUGAGCAUUCUGCUAUGUCAUAUAUCACCACUCCUAUUCGUUUCCUUAUGCAUUCAUGUGACAAGCAAAUUCCAGAGAAAUUACUCGUCUUAUUUCGUCUAUCUAAGCAAUAAAAUCUUUAGUGGUAUGACAAUAAUUCCUAUUUUUCUAGGUAUCUGCAGGUGGAAAUGUGACACAGUUGAACCUGGCAGCGGACAUGAUCGCAUUUUUGCAUAGAAUGUUGAAGAGUGCCAAAAUAUCUGAUGCUGAAUGUGAAAAGAAUGUUGCUGACGUAGUGUGUAAAGUUGCAAUUCCUGCUUGUUCCAAAGAUCAGACCAAGAUCGUAUCUCUCCUCAGCAAACAAGAUUGUCGCGAGAUCGUCGGAUGGUGAGUUCCAUUCCUAGUUCAGGGCUCAAUAAUAUCACAUAGUACUAGUGUCUGCAAGCACAAUUCAUAACUUCAGAAAGUGCCUGCAAAAAUGCAUCGUAUUUUAGGCUUUGAGAGCUACUGUUAUAACGAGAUUUUAACAUGUGCCUGCAUAAGUUCAAAAAGUGCCUGCCAGCAGCAAUCACACUCUCGCGCGCAUUGUAAUGAUGCCUGCUAUCUUCACAUGAAACUUGAGAAAUAUGUUGAAACAUUUUUUGAUAUAAUAUCAUUUCUAUGGUUAAUUCUAACAGCUCGCACAAAAACCGGUGGCUGUGUACAUACUUGGAACUGAACUCAGUUGGUUGGAGCGCUGCACCAGAAUCGCAGGGACGGUUAGGGCUAAAAAUCGGUAAAAAAUUUAUACUCGGAAUUUUCACUUACAGAAACCUUUCAAGUAUGUUCCAGUCUAUACCUGCCCUUAGAACAUGCUUUCUACUUCAGCUAAAGCAUAAAAACUAUAGGAUUUUUUAUGAACCAGUCUCAUUUUUGGCUGGUUUGCUCCACUGGUUCUUUUAUGCGGGUUUUUACUGCAUUGUGUCAUAACUUGUAGUUCUUUUCUUCCAAAUGUAGUGUCAACAAAACAAAUGAUGCCAACUUGAUACAAGGAACCCACGGUUUAUGUGAUGGCUUGCCAGAUGGUACAACAGCAAAGAAAUACUCCCUGGAUAAUGUCUACGACAAUAAAGCAGCUGGUCACGCCAUGGCAUUCAGCAGUUUGUUCAUUGCCAGCCUUGUCAGUCUAAGUUUCUUUUAGGUUUAUAGAAUAAACGUUUUUCAUGAAGAGUAGCAGGUAGCCAGGAGAGCAGUUAGGCAGAAGAUUGUAAAGAGGCUAAACACGUUUUUGAGCAUGACCAAGUUUCUCUGAACUGUAAUUUAACGGACCGUUUAUCUUUGCAACUUUUGCUGCGAUUAAUUUUGGGUGCGAUUUUGUUCUUCUGGUGUAUGUGAACGAGUGGAGAAGUUGUAAUUCAGAUGAGGGUACACAUACUCGGAACAUUCACAACCCAAACCACUCCUUCCCAUCCAUCAGGAGAAAAUACCACCAGAAAUCGCAGCAAAAAUUGCAUAUGUAAACGGGCCUAAAGGCUCGUUUCCAAAACUAACUCGGAAGCUCGCAGCGAGUGCUUGCAUCUAAUUAAAAUACACUGGUCGAGCAUUGUGAAUUGUGAUCGGAUAACCGUACUCGCAGCAAGUUGACUCUUGAGAUGAGUGGAAAACAGCCUUUACAUAAGACCAUGCACACUAUUAGUUUCGACUUCAGUCGUUUCUGGAUAAGUUUUAUGUCUAUGACAGAUGAAACUGUCAGACUUCUCAUUUUAGUUUUGUAAAGAGAGUCUUUUAAACAAGACUUUCAUCUUGCAUAAUAUAAGAAGAUACAUUCUGUUAUAGUUGUAGCUGCUACCUUCAUGAAAAACGUCACGUCGAAGCAGGUAUUGAACAUUAUGGACUGUUAAUACAUUAUCGAGUUAUAGUUUAUCUGCAUGGAUUGAUAUUAGUUUGCAUGGACUGUUAAUACAUUAUCGAGUUAUAGUUUAUCUGCAUGGAUUGAUAUUAGUUUGCAUGGACUGUUGACACAUUAUUGAGUUAUAGUUUAUCUGCAUGGAUUGAUAUUAGUUUGCAUGGACUGUUAAUAUAUUAUCGACUUAUAGUUGUAGUUUAUCUGCAUGGAUUGAUAUUAGUUUGCAUGAACAAUUAAUGCAUUAUCGAGUUAUAGUUGUAGUUUAUCUGCAUGGAUUGAUAUUAGUUUGCAUGGACUGUUGAUACAUUAUCGAGUUAUAGUUUAUCUGCAUGGAUUGAUAUUAGUUUGUAUGGACUGUUAUUACAUUAUCGAGUUAUAGUUGCAGUUUAUCUGCAUGGAUUGAUAUUAGUUUGCAUGAACAAUUAAUGCAUUAUCGAGUUAUAGUCGUAGUUUUAUCUGCAUGGAUUGAUAUUAGUUUUGUUUAUAUGAUAUUUAAAGGUUGUUGUGUUAUAUAUCAUGUAGAUUAAUUGUUGAUUCACAGUGGCACGUAUACUUGUGAGGGUAUUUAUUUUUUUGUUUCACUUCGAUAUUCUUCCAGCCUCUCAUUAGCCCCCAGUCCAGAAUAAGCUCCACGGAAAUAGAGUGGGAAUAUGAUUAACACAUGAUUAAUCAUAUUUGUAUAGGUAUAAUCGCAAAGAGCCGAGUAAAAUUACGAUUUAAUUUCACGCGUGUUUUCAAAGUUUCACAAGUGAAAUUAAACCUUAAAUUUACGAGGAACUAUACGAUUACUUGUUAAUUCAAG
Messenger RNA from Paramuricea clavata, 2926 nucleotides. The record is from the annotation of a GenBank genome assembly. Lineage: Eukaryota; Metazoa; Cnidaria; Anthozoa; Malacalcyonacea; Plexauridae.